Messenger RNA from Conger conger (European conger), 1973 nucleotides. It is a transcript of the gene aifm2, whose product is annotated as apoptosis inducing factor mitochondria associated 2. The transcript is spliced from 9 exons. Gene Ontology annotation, cellular component: cytoplasm; mitochondrion. Gene Ontology annotation, biological process: positive regulation of apoptotic process; apoptotic mitochondrial changes. Gene Ontology annotation, molecular function: flavin adenine dinucleotide binding; electron-transferring-flavoprotein dehydrogenase activity. The record is from RefSeq and is a predicted model, not a curated record. Bases 277 to 1392 code for a protein of 371 amino acids. NCBI's taxonomy places the organism in Eukaryota, Metazoa, Chordata, Actinopteri, Anguilliformes, Congridae.
CUCUAGCCUUGAUAUGAUUCAGAAGUGGGACAGAGGCAAAUUAUGUCACAGGUGAAGCACUGGCUACAGCCAUCAUUUAAAUAUGAUUAGCAUUUUUUGAGCGUGCGUGGGCGAAGAAUAGCCUGGUUUAUAAUAAUGGAGGGAACGAGAAAUCCGCUAAGCUUUACGUUACAGCCGAACGAAUAGUGGUGGUCACACCAUAAGCUCUAUAAGAAUCACGUUGGACCGACUCGGAAAGGCCACUCUUUAAGGAGGAAUAGAGCGAAGAGCCGUGAGAUGGGAGGUCAGCUGUCUGUGGACAAUGUGCAUGUCGUCAUUGUUGGCGGAGGCUUUGGCGGCAUCGCGGCUGGGCAGCAGCUCAAAUCUCACCGCAUCCCGUUCACCCUGGUCGAUCUCCGGGACGCGUUUCAUCACAACGUGGCGGCGUUACGGGCUUCCGUCCAAAGCGGUUUUGCCCAGCAGACGUUCAUACCCUUCCAGGAGACAUUUGGGGCGAGUUUCCGCCAGGGCCGCGUAGUGCAAGUAGACCCCAGGGCCCAGGUGGUGAUUCUGGAUGGAGGAGAGGAAAUCCAUUACUCCCAUCUGAUCCUGAGCACUGGCACGGACGGGCCUUUUCCUGGGAAGUUCAACGCCGUCGCAGACCACCGCUCUGCCGUUCAGAAGUAUGAAGACCUGGUGAAGGAGAUCCAGGAAGCCAGUUCAGUGGCUGUCAUUGGCGGUGGAUCAACAGGAGUGGAGAUGGCAGCUGAGAUCAAGACGGAUUACCCUGAUAAACAGGUGUUCCUGGUCCACUCUCACAUCGCCCUGGCCGACCCUGAGCUGCUGCCCAGCGUCAGGCAGCAGGCCAAGGAGGUGCUGCUGGAGAAGGGUGUGGAGCUGGUGCUAGGACAGAAGGUGUCAAACCUUUCUGACCUGGAGUUGAACGUGACCCGGAAGAACAUGACAGUUCUGACAGACAAGGGCAGGGAGCUCACUGCUGACCUCGUCAUCUCCUGCAUCGGCAACAAGGUCAACAGUGCUGCCUACAGCUCUUCUUUGGGUGGUUCCCUGGCUAAAAACGGCGCGCUGAAGGUAAACCCGCAGCUGCAGGUGGAGGGCUUUGAGAACAUAUACGCCGUGGGCGACUGCGCAGACCUCAACGAGCCCAAAAUGGCGUACCAUGCCGGCCUACACGCCGGUGUGGCCGUCACCAACAUCGUCAACAGCCUCUCGGGCAAGGCCCCGACCUCCUACAGGACGGGGGCAGUGACCAUGCUGCUGGCCAUGGGGCGGGAUGACGGGGUGGGGCAGUUCGGGGGGGUGCAGCUGCCCCGCUGCCUGGUCACUCUGGGUAAGAGCAGAGGUCUGCUGCUGUGGAAGAGCUGGAGGGAGAUGGGCCAGACCGCACCGUGAGAGGCAGGGGACCGCGCGCGGUCCUGAGAUCGCACCGCCAGCGACUGGUCAGAGAUUUAACUCCACAUCGUUUCACGCAUUGCCCCAGAUCCUGGAGAUCUACCACCCUGCAGGUUUUCAUUUCAACCCCAAAUCGGCACAUCGGAUUCUACCGGUUAGCAGCCCGACGAGAUCUUUUGAAGGUGUGCUUUAAGGCGGGAGUGAAAACCUACAGGUUCAGGAAAGCCCUGCCUUGGACUCUUGGUGCUCUGCACCAAUAUUUUGCUAGAUUUGUUUUACAUUACAUUCUGUAUUGCCCAAUUUCUUGGAUUUUCUCAUCUAGUAGUCCUUUUAUUUGAGAAGUUAAACUGCCAAAUGCCUUACUUUAGGGUUGUUCUCUUUGCAGAUUUCAUUUCAAGUUUCAUUUGGUUGGCAAAAAAAAUAAUUUAAUUAAAUUCACAAUGACAAAACAUCUCGUACGGUCAGACUGGACCAGAUGAGAAUCAUGAAUUUACGAUGUUAGCGCUUGCAUUUGUCAAACUGUCGAGUGUGUGCACGCGCGCGCAUCUAGAACAUCUUAAAAUAAAUCAAUUUUUAAAGUU